Anoplophora glabripennis (Asian longhorned beetle) is the source of this 318-nucleotide messenger RNA. RefSeq names its product odorant receptor 30a-like. Gene Ontology annotation, molecular function: olfactory receptor activity; odorant binding. Gene Ontology annotation, cellular component: plasma membrane. Bases 1 to 318 code for a protein of 105 amino acids. The record is from RefSeq and is a predicted model, not a curated record. Gene Ontology annotation, biological process: sensory perception of smell; detection of chemical stimulus involved in sensory perception of smell. The transcript has 3 exons. NCBI's taxonomy places the organism in Eukaryota, Metazoa, Arthropoda, Insecta, Coleoptera, Cerambycidae.
AUGGAUUUCAUGAUUACCCUUUUCUUCAGUGUGUCAUAUCUCAUGGGGGUAUUUUUUCAAAUGUGCUUGUUAUAUUACAACUGCAAUGAAUUGAUUGUUGAGUCCCUGGAAAUACCGAAUAGUAUCUUUCGCAGUAACUGGUACGAACUACCUCAAGCAGUUCAACGAAGUCUCUUAAUUGUCAUAAUGAGAACCCAAAAACCUCUGGAAAUGAAAAUCGGUAAAUUAUAUGCUAUGAGCAAUGACCUCAUAGUAGGAUUUGUGAAAGCAGGAUUUACUUACGUAUUGUUAUCACAUCUUGAUUUCCAACAAGCCUGA